AUGUACGAGGAGGCCAUGUCUACAAAUGAGAGACUCAAGUCCCGGCUGCAGGGCAGUAAACAAGAGCUGGUGUUGGUACAGACUCAGCUGGAGAAAGUCACACAGGUGAUUAUCCCUAACUGGUAUUCAUCCGCCACACAAAAUAGCUCAAACCCUCAUCCCAAACAUCAAAGAAAACGGAUGAAAAUUACCAGUUUGCAGAAGAGUCCAAUGAAAAAGUACACUAAAGUAUGUGGACACCUGCCUGUCGAACAUCUCAUUCUAAAAUCAUGGGCAUUAAUAUGGAGUUGGUGCCCCCUUUGCUAUAACAGCCUCCACUCUUCUGUGAAGGCUUUCCUCUAGAUGUUGGAACAAUGCUGCGGGGACUUGCUUCCAUUCAGCCACAAGAGGAUUAGUGAUGUCGGGCACUGAUGUUGGGCGAUUAGGCCUGGCUCGCAGUCAACGUUCCAAUUCAUCCCAAAGGUGUUCGAUGGGGUUGAGUCAGGGCUCAGUGCGGGCCAGUCAAGUUCUUCCACACCGAUCUCGACAAACCAUUUCUGUAUGGACCUCGCUUUGUGCACAGGGUUAUUAUCAUGCUGAAACAGGAAAGGACCUUCCCCAAAUGGUUGCCACAAAUUUGGAAGCACAGAAUCGUCUAGAAUGUCAUUGUAUGCUGUGGUGUUAAGAUUUCCCUUCACUAGAACUAAGGAGCCUAGCCCAAACCAUGAAAAACAGCCCCAGACCAUUAUUCCUCCUCCACCAAACUUACAGUUGGCAAUAUGCAUUGGGGCAGGUAGCGUUCUCCUGGCAUCCGCCAAACCCAGAUUUGUCAGUCGGACUGCCAGAUGGUGAAGCGUGAUUCAUCACUCCAGAGAACGCGUUUCCACUGCUCCAGAGUCCAAUGGCGGCAAGCUUUACACCGCUCCAGCUGACGCUUGGCAUUGCACAUGGUGAUCUUAGGCUUGUGUGCGGCUGCUCGGCCAUGGGAACUCAUUUCAUGAAGCUCCCGACGAGCAGUUCUUGUGUUGACGUUGCUUCCAGAGGCAGUUUGGAACUCGGUAGUGAGUGUUGCAAACGAGGACAGACGAUCUUUACACGUUACGCACUUCAGCACUCAGCAGUCCCAUUCUGUGAGCUUGUGUGGCCUACCUCUUCAAGGCUGAGCUGUUGUUGCUCCUAGACAUUUCCACACUAACAGCACUUACAGUUGACCGGGGCAGCUCCAGCAGGGAAGAAAUUUGACGAACUGACUUGUUGGAAAGGUGGCAUCCUAUGACGGUGCCAUGUUGAAAGUCACUGAGUUCUUCAGUACGGGCCAUUCUACUGUCAAUGUUUGUGUAUGGAGAUUGCAUGGCAGUGUGCUCUAUUUUAUACACCUGUCAGUAACGGGUGUGGCUGAAAUAGCCUAAUCCACUAAUUUGAAAGGGUGUCCACAUACUUGUAGUGUAUAUGUAUGGUUGUGCCAUUUCAUGACGUAUCAUUGUGAUUCCCAAUUUACAGUUCUUGUCAAAUACAUGGUGGAGUAACUCUUCCAUGUCCUAUUACAUGGACCACUGCACAAUAGAAUCAGGAAAAAUGCAGUAGUGAGAACUAUGACAGAUUAUGUAGUAAAAUGCUUUGGCUGAUUCCAAGAGGAAAAUGCUUGGGAAUUGGUAUUUGUGAAGUACAGUACCAUGGUUGUUUUCAAAGGUAAUUAUUGAAGAGUUUCGUUCCAAAACGCUAUGUCCACAAAUCGUUUACAUUUGUGUUUCUUUCAUCAGAAAUGAUUGCUUAUGGCUGCCUUCAUGUGUGUGUAAAAUAUUACUGUUUUUUCAUUCAUAGAUUUUAGAUGUGUAUUAAAAUGGCUUUUGUUGCAAAACGCGAAUUAUCCAUUGUUUAGCUGGAAUGGAAUUGUCUUAUCCUGUAUAUUCGACUGAUAUGUGCUUGUCUCUCACCUAGCAAUCUUAAAAUGAAUGAAUGUAAGUCACUCUGGAUAAGAGCAUCUGCUAAAUGACAAAAAUGGCAAAUAUAAAUAUUUUAUAUACAGACCUCAUAUUACUGUAUUGAUAUCAAUAUUGAUGUCACAAAUGUAUAAUUUGUACAUUACUUUAUUAAAAAUAUAAUUAGUUGUCACAUUUGACUGUGUAAAACCUACCAGUACUACUUAUUUUUUUGAGUGAGGCUCAGGCGGAUAUAUAGCGUUUUGCAACAAAACAUGAUUAUUUGUCUCUCUGAAAUGAAACCAUCACGUGAUACUGUAGAUUUCAAACAAAUACAUGUCUGUUAUUGAACAACCCCAUGCCUUGAUUAGGUGGUGAAAAAACACAUCAAUCUCUUUCAUAAGUUCUUUAACCCUUUAACCCUAUCCUCAACCGUCUCGUUGAGCAUGUUUUGACAGAGGAUUUAGAAGUAUAAAAAGGUAUGCACUCACUAACUGUAAGUCGCUCUGGAUAAGAGCGUCUGCUACAUGACUAAAAUGUUAAAUUUUAAGUAGAUAUAAAAAAAAAUUGAUUGGUCGUCUCCCCAGCCCUCCUACAUCAAUUUACAUCAUUUGUAUCCUUUUGGGUGGCUGCAGUUCAGUGUUGUGGCACUCUAACUUUGCCCAAUCAGAGAACUGUAAGAAAACUCAAAAUCGGUCACCAAAGAUAUGGGAUAAAAGGCAGGAAAUCAGUUGGUGAGCGAUGAAUAUUGCACCAUUUCUGUUAGGAAUAAGAAUAUGGUAAAUAGUAAUAAAUAGUCAUAGAAAUAGUAAUACAAAAAAUGCUAUAAUAGAAAACUACUCUUUGUCAUGUAUGUGGGAAACGUGAUGGAAGAAUGUACAGUAGCUAAUUUGAAAUGGAAGAAAACCACUUUGGGUGAUAUUGCAUUAUACACCACCUGAAAACGCAUUCAUUUCAAUAUAAUUAAAUAUACAUUUUUGGACACACAAAAUUACCAUCAUGUGUCCAAAUUUGACAUCAGUCCUCAUUUAACAAUGCUUACCUACCUAUGACAGCCACUGAAGCAGACCUAAAGUAAUUUAUGUUAUGCAAAUUGCCCUUCUAAUGUGGCAUUGUUAAUAUGAUCCUCUUUUGACUUCUCAACCGCCUGGUAGAGAUCUAAUUUCCAAAUUGAACAUAAAGCUGAACCCCCCCUCUCCCUCGGCCACCUUCCACUUAGAUAUGCGGAAGGCCGAUAGUCGGAUGCGGUGGAAGGUGGCCAAGCUAAAGCGGUGUUUGAUAUCUCUAGCUUAAACUGACAGAUUUUGAUAGGGAUUUUCUUAUUAUGUUGCUUUGAUUGACGCACGGGUGCACGGGUUCGUCAAUAGACUCCAUCUGAAAAUGGAUAUAUAGCGUUUUGGAAUGAAACUCUUCAUAUGAGAAAUGUCUGCAGUUUCAGGGAUUGUGCUGUUCUCAUUUUCGCCAUUUUAACCAUGGACUUUUGCAUUGCAGAGAAAGAUCACAAUGACUGAGAGGUCCAAUGAGAGGUCCAUGCUUGAGAAAGAAAGACGGGUGAGAUCCUUAUCUCACUGGAUGUUUGCCUAUGGACUUUCUUUUUACUUCUCUCUUGGUCUGGUACAACUUGUCUAUUUGAUAUAUUUUAUUUUAAUAGGUCAUAGGUCAAGUCAUGGUCAGGCUGAUAGCCCAAUCAUGUUUAGUCUCAUUGUGACAUGUAUCAUCUCCUCUCUGUAGGAAACACGUGUCCUACAGAAGAAGAUAUCAGACAUGGAAGAUGAAGUGAAGGUAUCUGUCCAGUUCCAAUAAUCUUGUCUUGGAGGCAGAGCUGAGCAAUUUCCACUAGAUUAUUUAUUUUAUUUUACCUUUAUUUAACUAGGCAAGUCAGUUAAGAACAAAUUCAUAUUUACAAUGACGGCCUACACCAGCCAAACCCGGACGAUGCUGGGCCAAUUGUGCGCUGCCUUAUGGGACUCCCAAUCACGUCCGGUUGUGAUACAGCCUGGAAUCGAACCAGGGGGUCUGUAGUGAUGCCUCAAGCACUGAGCACUAAGAUGCAGUGCCUUAGACCGCUGUGCCACUCGGGAGCCAGCUGCAAAAUCAAAAUUUGCUAUAUAACGUACAAAUUAAUGAAAACAAGGUAAGUGUUAGGCAUACGGUUAGCAGUGUGGUUAAGGUUAGGGUUAAGGUUAGGGUUAGGUUCAAAAUCAGAUUGUAUGACUUUGUGGCUGUGCCAGCUAGUGACCACCCUGCAGAGCUGCCUCCAGUACAUGAGUCAUCCCAAUAAAUACCAACCUGCUUGAAGAUACUGAAUUGAUAGUGAGAGAUGUUCAAGGUUUGACCAAUUCAGGGCACUUUUCUUGUGGCUUAAUGCCAGUUCUUGUCCCUCUUGAGAACAUCUCUAAUAGACUGAACUGAGCCACAGCAGAGAGAGAACAUAUUGCCAAAACACACUCUCCACAAAGCCGCCCUGCAGACAGAUGUGACUUGGUGCUAUAGUGUUAGUCUGUCUAUCUAUUCCCUAUAAUGCACUGCUUUGUGAUGUGAUAUUCUAAGAUUACAUUGUUUGUCACCAUUAUGCCCCGUUGGCUGUGGAUUGUGAGAGUGCUUUGAUUGAUAUUCAUUGAGUGAGUACGCCAUUGAUAUUUGUCUGCAUUCACUACUGCCACAAGCAUCUGCAGUGUUCCAUACACCAGGGUACAGACAACAACCUCUUAUUAUCUCUGAAUGAGAGAUACUAUCUCUGUGGGCAAACACUGUGGGGCCAUACUUGUGAACAUUUAAAGUUAAAUGGGUUCUCCAGCUCAAAAUGCGUAUCAGGGAAUGAAAAGGCAUCGAUUUACUUGCACGUGAUAGAAGGCUCGAUUGUAGGGGAGGGUUUGGCCGGCAGGGAUGUGGGUUCGUUUCCCACGGGGGGCCAGUAUGGGGGGAGAAAAAAAUUAAUAAAUAAAUAAUAAUAAUAAUAAAAUAAAAAAUAAAAAAACGUAUGCAUUCACUAACUGUAAGUCGCUCUGGAUAAGAGCGUCUGCUAAAUGACUAAAAUGUAAAUGUAAAUGUAGAUGGUCCCAUCAGAUAACAUGGCACACGUUAGCCCUAUGCAAACCUCAACAGGUGGUACUGAUUUUAUACUGGCACAACAUUUUCAUUAGCCUAUGAAAGAUCUUAGACUUUAUAUCCACCGAUCAAUGGCAUUUCUUAAAAUAGUUCAACCCUGGCCACUAGAGGGGUAUUUUAAACCUACAAAUUCAAGGUUUACUUGUUCUGUUAGUCUGUAACAAAAUGUAAUGUGCCAAUAUUGAACUGAUGCAUCCUUGACUAGGCUUACUAGUGGUAGACUAGUAAGCCUAUAUGACAAAAUCCAAUGUUUUUGUUGAUCAAUUUCACACAUCCAUGUGCUUUUAUGGGAAAGCUGAAGAGCUUUAUGGAUUUGUCAGAUAGUAGCCAUAUCAUUGUCAUCAUCACUUCUCUGUGGUACACGCUGCUAAAGUGGUUGACUUGCAAUCGAUAGUGUACUUUAACCGUGGGUUUGAACCCCCCUCGCUUUUUUGUUGAGGAAAACACUGUUCACUGCCAGUCCUUAUGCUCGAUUCAAAACGAAUGUGACGAAGUGGAUCAAUAUAACAAUGCAUAGCGGUUAGCCUGCAUGUAAGUGUAGCCUACAUAAGAAUAUACUAAUGACAGCCAACUGUCUUCCUACAUUAAGAAUGUCGAUUUCGAGUCCUGCAGACUCGCAAUUAAAUUUAUUUAAAAGAACUGCAAUACUGCCAUUGGUAGGAUGAUAACGAGAGUGCAAAUUACCUACUGUACACAUUGUAAUGCUAAUCUUUUUUGAAUCUACUAACCUGUGACAAAGUAGAUAAAAAAUGCAUAUAAAACAUUGUAGGCCUACAUUUAGGUGUACACGUCCAUGUAAUAUAGCCUAUUCAAUAUGAUUAUUAGCCAAUAGCAGUGUGUUUGUGUGCAAGGCUGAAGAAAGAGGUAGCUCCUUAUUCAAUUCAUUCAUAAUCUUCAUUUUCAAGCUGUUUGCUGUAGGCAUCCCUUUUCAACACACUAUAUAAUCAGUGCCACCUGUUGAAGUUAGCAUAGGGCUAACGUGUGCCAUGUUUUCUGAUGGGACAAGCUACAAUUUUAGCAUUUGUCACAGUAAAUCAACGAUUUUAAUUGACUAAUACACAUUUUGAGCUGGAGAACCCAUUUAACUGAAUGGUUGCUUAUGUUUGAAAGUAUGGCCCCAGUUGACUCGGAGGAGAGAUGGGUGAUGAAUGUGUUAGUCAUUGUCAUUUGUUCUGUAUAUCACAUUUGGACUGCAAUAUUUAGUAAAUCACCUUGAAUUGGUAUACUUUCAACUUUUAGCUUUUCCUUUAACAAACAUAACAUCUACACACUGUACUAUUUCAAUAACCCCAACCCCAACCCUAAUCCUCCUCUGUUUGCUUGUUGUCUGCUGUCCUCCACAGAUCCAGACAGAGCUGAAGAAUGAGAACCAGAGACUGAAGGACGAGAACGUAGCCUUAAUCCGGGUCAUCAGUAAACUGUCUAAGUGA
This is a messenger RNA of Coregonus sp. 'balchen', 6436 nucleotides long. The record is from the annotation of a GenBank genome assembly. Lineage: Eukaryota; Metazoa; Chordata; Actinopteri; Salmoniformes; Salmonidae.